Messenger RNA from Trematosphaeria pertusa, 759 nucleotides. RefSeq lists its product as uncharacterized. Bases 1 to 759 code for a protein of 252 amino acids. The record is from RefSeq and is a predicted model, not a curated record. The transcript has 2 exons. NCBI's taxonomy places the organism in Eukaryota, Fungi, Ascomycota, Dothideomycetes, Pleosporales, Trematosphaeriaceae.
AUGACACCUAGAAUACUAAACCGCCUCUCUCGUACCCUGACCCGCCGCUCGGAGGUCACGGAAACUCUUUUCGAGACUCUCCUCCGCCAGCUAGACGCCGCCGAACGAGCGAAUCCCCGGGAACCAGGUAAACCUGGGUAUCCAAAACAUCACCCUCAAAAUACGGGGCCCGUUGCAGACGGCUUAUGGCUGUGCUGCCACUGCCGCACGGAGAGCGAGCUCGAACUCUGGCGCGGCGACUAUCCCUUCAAGCAUCUAACCUGCCCGCGUUGUGAUCACAUCAUUUGCCGAGAAUGCUGCACAACCGCCGUCUUUACUCCCCUGGAAGAAGGCUCAGGCCGCGUGCUGGGCUGGCGUGGAUCGCCAAACGAGGAGCCGCGCUUUGGUCAGAUGGAUGAAGUCACGCAGUAUCGCGAGCAGACGCUUAUGAGCUUCGACUUCCCGGAGUUUCUGUGUGUAUGUGGAUAUGCAGCCGAUGACACGUGGAUUCACUUCUUCAUCGGCUUGGCGGAUGAGCAUAGGGGUAAUUCUGACGCUAGUGCCGCACAGAUAUCGGUCCAGAAGGCUGGGGGAGCUGCCGGAGGUUUGUUCGAGGCGCGGGACCGGCAACCUUUGAUGGUAACGCCGCUGACCCAGCUCCCGCCAUAUCGUCCACCAGCAUCGGAUGGUGCAGCUCGUUUGCCGUCCUUGCGAGUAGUCGCUAAUGCGGCGAGGUUUGCGAGUUCGUUGAAGCGGCGGGCUCUACGCCGUCUUCGGUAA